AUGACGGCGGAGACCCACCUGCAGGGCGUGGAGAUCUCGGCCGCCCAGUUUUUCGAGAUCUGGCACCACUACGACUCCGACGGCAAUGGGUACAUGGAUGGAAAGGAGCUACAGAACUUCAUCCAGGAGCUGCAGCAGGCGCGGAAGAAGGCAGGCUUGGAUUUAACACCUGAAAUGAAAGCUUUUGUGGACCAAUAUGGGAAGACUACUGAUGGAAAAAUAGGAAUAGUUGAGCUUGCUCAGAUAUUACCGACAGAAGAAAAUUUCCUGUUGUUCUUUAGGUGCCAGCAGCUAAAGUCAAGUGAAGAUUUCAUGCAGACAUGGAGAAAAUAUGACAGUGACCACAGUGGCUUCAUUGAUUCUGAGGAACUAAAGAGCUUCUUGAAAGAUUUAUUACAGAAAGCAAAUAAGCAGAUUGAAGACUCAAAGCUAACGGAAUACACAGAAAUAAUGCUCAGAAUGUUUGAUGCAAACAACGAUGGAAAGCUGGAGCUUACUGAACUGGCCAGGCUACUCCCAGUACAGGAAAAUUUUCUUAUUAAAUUUCAGGGUGUCAAAAUGUGUGCAAAAGAAUUCAAUAAAGCCUUUGAGAUGUAUGAUCAAGAUGGCAAUGGUUAUAUAGAUGAAAAUGAACUUGACGCUCUCCUGAAGGAUCUGUGUGAAAAGAACAAAAAGGAAUUAGACAUUAACAACCUUGCGACAUACAAGAAAAGCAUCAUGGCCUUGUCUGAUGGCGGAAAGCUUUACCGAGCAGAACUGGCUCUUAUUCUCUGUGCUGAGGAAAAUUAGACCUCUUCUAUCAUGUCCACUUAACUAGUGAUGUACUCUAUCUACACAAUAACUGUGCACUAUAAGGGAGUAGGCUGUAUUUUUAAAUUGCAUAUAGAAAAUUAGCCAAGAUGUGUGGCACAUUCCUUUCAGUUUGUUUCUAUACUGUUUGUAAUGUACAGUUUUUGUAACUAUAAGAUUGAUAAAGAGAAUGUCUGUGUU
Molecule: messenger RNA, 990 nt
Organism: Rhea pennata
Lineage: Eukaryota; Metazoa; Chordata; Aves; Rheiformes; Rheidae
Gene: CALB1
Product: calbindin 1
Exons: 11
Coding region: 1-789 (262 amino acids)
Biological process (GO): regulation of long-term synaptic potentiation; regulation of presynaptic cytosolic calcium ion concentration
Cellular component (GO): terminal bouton; synapse; dendritic spine
Molecular function (GO): calcium ion binding
Source: RefSeq, a predicted model, not a curated record